Molecule: messenger RNA, 2883 nt
Organism: Python bivittatus (Burmese python)
Lineage: Eukaryota; Metazoa; Chordata; Lepidosauria; Squamata; Pythonidae
Gene: HOXA7
Product: homeobox A7
Biological process (GO): anterior/posterior pattern specification; regulation of transcription by RNA polymerase II
Cellular component (GO): nucleus
Molecular function (GO): DNA-binding transcription factor activity, RNA polymerase II-specific; RNA polymerase II cis-regulatory region sequence-specific DNA binding
Source: RefSeq, a predicted model, not a curated record
AAAUCUGGGGGUGUAAUGUUAUCAUAUAUCACGCUACCUCGUAAAACCGACACCGAAGCCUACCGGACAACAAAUCACCUCAAAAUUAUGAGUUCUUCGUAUUAUGUGAACGCUCUUUUUAGCAAAUAUACGACGGGGGCUGCUUCUCUCUUCCAAAAUGCGGAGCCUACGUCUUGCUCCUUUGCUACCAACUCCCAGAGAAGCGGCUAUGGACCAGGCGCUAGCGCAUUCACCUCCUCCAUGCCUGCCUUGUACAAUGUGAACAGUGCCAUAUAUCAAACCCCGUUCUCUUCCGGAUACAGCCUGGGCUCUGAUGCCUACAACCUGCAUUGUUCCUCUUUUGAUCAGAACAUUCCCGUCCUCUGCAAUGACUUAACCAAAUCCAGCUGUGAGAAAGCGGAGGAAAGCAACCUGCACAGCCAGGCUGAGGGUAAUUUCCGGAUAUACCCCUGGAUGAGGUCUUCAGGUCCAGAUCGGAAGAGAGGGCGUCAGACUUACACCCGUUAUCAAACGCUGGAGCUGGAAAAAGAGUUCCACUUCAACCGCUACCUGACCCGCCGGCGGAGGAUAGAGAUCGCUCACGCCCUGUGCUUGACCGAGAGGCAGAUCAAAAUCUGGUUUCAGAACCGUCGCAUGAAAUGGAAGAAGGAGCAUAAAGAAGACGCCGCUGGAGGCGCCGCCGCGGCCAACGAGGGGGCACCCGCCACUACCUCGGUGGAGAAGGUGGAGGAGGAGGAGGAGGAGGAGGAGGAAGACGCGGAAUGAAUGCCGGUGGCGGGAGGAAGGGAAGGCUCACCCGAGACUCUUCUCGGAUGCUGUUUGCACGUGACAGCUGUAAACGCUCUCCUGAAGCUUUUUUUUUUUUGGUUAAAAAAAAUAAACAUAAAACUACCCUUUUUUUAAAAUGGCCAUUUCCACUGUAAGAGGGGCUGGAGAGAGGACAGGCGGGAUAGAUCCUUCCAUUUCCUCUCGACAUCCCCUGGAUUAUUCUCAGUCUAAACUGCAAAGUCCCAUUCUCGGUCCAACAUCUGGGCUAGAUUGGCUUUGGGCAUCCAAGCUUGUCGUCAUUUAUGUUAACAAGUGAUAAACAACAUAAUAUUAAUUUUUUUACUGAUAUUUGUGAAAGGAAAAUGAACCCAACAAUGACCCGUUCUUUGCACACGAAAAGGGGGGAAAGAGCGAGAGAGCGCGCGAGAGCCCCAUCUAAGUUAGCUUCCAAAUAAACUACCUGACUGCACAAAUCCCCAAAAAUCCGAAAGGGAAAAGUGCAUUAGGCUUAAUUUCAGACUACCUAAUUUUUCACUAAAGUUCUAUAUACUUCCAAGUGGUUGGACUUUCUGCUUAUUUGUUUAAAUAACUGGGACAGGGAGCUGGGGUGGGGGAAGAAAUCCUAAAAAAAGAAAAAAAAAAAAGAAUAAACCACUACACUCAACUGCAGUGAUUCAUACUACCUAUUUUGAAAACUACCUAUUUUCUAACUCCGCCUACCUAUCACCAAAAUUGUAUUGUAUAAAUGAAAAGGGGGCGAGAAUAGUGUUGGUGGGAGUCGCUGAUGGGACCUGAAGGUUAGAGGAGAUGUUGUCAAGCAGAAACUGCGAGGAGGCCUGCCUCGCAUGGAUCGAAGAUUUGGUGUGGAGUAUUGAUGAAUAUAAUUUAAAGUUUUUAGACAUAAUAUAUUUAUUGCAAGGCUGUUAUUAAAUUAAAUCAAAUAUGCUGCAAUAUAAGCUUUCUUCUCAAGUCUUCGCUAGCCCGAAUUUUAUGAGAUAAACCCUGAUUGUAACCAUUGUAAAACCUGUUUCACCUUUUCUUUCAUAUUGCGCUCCUGAAGGCUGGUCUGUGUUUUGUUUAAAAUUUGUCCAUCGUUAAUUCUGCUUGAUGCAAUUAAAACAAACAAACAAAAAACUUAAGUGAAUUUAAGCAACAACCACCUGCUCUUCCACCAGUUUCUUCCCUCAUCCUAUACUUGCUCAAUACAAAAGGCUGCAACUUUCCUACAUUUCAGACAACUUGUGUAUUGGAAAUGUUGGCUAUUUCUUCUGUCUUGAACUCCAUCAUAAACUGGGAAAAUCUAUACUGAACCGGGUAACUUUAUAGCAUGAUAACAUUAAGAAAAACUUCUGUAUAAACAAAUUCUACCAUUAAAGUUUUGGCUAAUCUUUAUUCAUAACUUGUACAUUACAAAUGUGUUUUUUCCGCUCUGUUCACUGUGAACGUUGAGGUAGUUCAUGUUAAAAUUAGAAGGGGCAGGGAAGGGCGCGUGUGUGUAUAUGUGUGAAUUAUCUUUGAAGUUUGCUUUCGUGUAUCACCCAAGUUUAAUUGUGUUUUAUGUUACACAAAUAAAAAUGCUUGUUGACAGUGCAUUGUGUUUCUUUGCAAGCAAAGAAUGUGUGUGUGCAUCUGUGCAUACGUCCUACUGUUCAUUAUUCAUAUCAUGAAAUAUAAGAGAUCUGAGCAAAUAAAUAAUCUUCAGCAAACAAGGAUGGUGCCAUCACUACCCCUGUUACCUUACUCACUUGCAGAGUAAGUCACCGAGAGGGGAGGCUAAUACGGAGCUAGAAAGUAGCUUGGUUCUGUGGGCACAGUCCUGAUGGAUUUCCUGUGCAGUUUCUUCCAUUGGUACUAAAGGUGAUAAAUGGAUCGUGUUCUUCUUUACUUAGGCAUCUAAACUGGUUCCAUGAGUUUGGCUUCAGUAAGACUAGGAUUAUGGUUUUAGCUCAAACUUCAUCACAUAAGCCUAGUUCAAAUUUGGGGCUUGUAUGCAGCUUCCCUGCCUGAACGAAAAUCCGCAUUUCGGGUAGGAUACAAUUGCCAACAUGGAUAUUCUCAGAUCAGAGGUCUGAACAGGGGCAGAAGGCAGAAGUAACAGAAACAGACCUCGUCUUC